CCCACAAGGCUCCUUUUUUUUUGAAGUAGUGACAACAUGUGAAUAAUUGACUGUACAAAUAUUUUCACCCCGACCCCUAAUUACUGGUACCGACUAGCCAGCUUCGUUGAAGAAAGUGUCUGCAGGCUUUUCAAAGAUGGAUGGGGAACAAAGAACAUGGUUGUAACUGGUCAAAUACCGUGGAUAGAGUACAGAUUCCAAGCCGUGUGCUUAAACUUGGUGUCCAGCUUCUUCUCCCAGUCAGUAGACAAAUUACUAUUGCCCUAUCAUUUUCCGGGAAGGAUUCUUAUUCCAUUCUUCCCUUUUCAUUACAUCUUUUAUGUGAGUGAUGGCUCAUCUCCACUGACUGAAAACAAUGUUCCGGCGACAGCAUCCACUCUCCAAGACAUUCAUGAAGUAGUUUGGGAGGAAUCAUGCGAACCGGCGGACUGGACCAGGAUGGAGACUCCGUCCAAAACCAAACCGAUGAGUUGAAGUCAAAGAUGUUCCGGCCCCACAGAAUUCUUCAGAGCAAUAAUCCGCACUAACGCACAUAAUCCACAGCACAUCAUAAUACUUGCUCUAUAAGUGACAGAACUUUUGGACCGUGUUUCCGGCCAAGUAGUCUUCGAAAGAGCAAUAUAUAUAGUGAAGAUAAAAUGUGAAACCUCCAAGCUGUACCACAAAACCUCUCGGCACUUGCUAAACUCGACAGAAACUAUCUGUUAAAAAGUAACCGCUUUUACGGUACGAGGGUCGUCAUCAAAUGAUGACGACGUGGCCGAAACAGGGUUAUCGUUCAUUCAAGGAAACAAAAAAUGCUACUAUUGCGAGAAUCUCCUUCGGAACCAUUUCAAACGAAACUCGGCACAACAUAAAAGAUACCCCGCACUUCGGCAUCGAGCAGUGAUGAGGUUUACAUGAAUUGGGCACGCCGGAGUAACAUCUCAACAGGAGGUACGCAACAAAUGAAUGACACCUCUGGUAUUUGUCUGCUGGGUAUGAGAUCAAACUGUACCACGUAAUGAAAGAAAUGAAGGUUGGACCUGAUCGUUUUAGCCGAGGCGAUAAGUUGCACGGUCACUAACCCCAGAAUAUCCAAUAUGCUGUUAUGCUGCCAUGAACACAACGACUAAAUGUUGUGAAACUGGACUAUUUAAUGAUCGUGGAGUACUCUUUUCUGGGGCACAUCGCGCACGGUAGGCAAUUUUUAUCAAGUAAUAACUAGCCACAUGAUGUGUGCCACUGCAGAGUAUACUAACAGGUUGGCACAGAGUCUCGUAAUAUAA
Molecule: messenger RNA, 1268 nt
Organism: Sclerotinia trifoliorum
Lineage: Eukaryota; Fungi; Ascomycota; Leotiomycetes; Helotiales; Sclerotiniaceae
Source: the annotation of a GenBank genome assembly